CCGCUGCUUCUCCGCCGCUAGUGGCCGCUCCGCUCGCACUACCGUCACGAGAAGAAAAGGAGAGGCAGCGCGAGGCCGCGAGGCGAGCUGAAAACGAGAUUAAAGACCGAAGCGGAUCAUGAUCCUCCGGACCGUCGCCGCGAGCUCCAGAGCAUACUGACACCGGGCCGCGUUUCACUCGCAUGAGGCUGAGAGAUGGCUCAGAUCCGCGGCACAAUGGCCGGUUGAUGGUGGAGGUCUGGAGCGGUGGGUGGAGGCCGGUGAAGCCGGGCUGGGGUCGAGCUGAGGCGUGGAGAAGCAGCGAGGCGGCCCGGGUAGCUACUCCCCCGGCUCCCCUCCUCCUCCUGCGGCUCCAGUAUGAGGCUGAUAGCGCUGCUGCUGCUGGUGGAGCUGCUGGUGCUAGUGGAGGUGGUGGAGCUGCUGCUCUUGGAUGGGAGCACUACUGAGAACAACAGCACGACCCCCAGCAACAGGAGGUACCUAAACAUUGGAGACGGGACCAAUCUGGAGUUCGAGUUUCCGGAAAACACCAAGGGCGUGAUCGUAAUUUCCAGCGAGUACCGGACCGCCGUGGGCCGCAAGGGGCGGGAGAGCUGGCGGCAGACGGUCAGGGUGCGCUCCCUGGAGCCGGACGUGCUGUCCAUCCUGAACGUCAGUGACGGUGGACACCCGGGACCCUCGAGAAGCUACGUCAUCAGCAUCAGGUCGGGAGCUGCGGGGCGGGCACCGCUGCUCAUCCAGCUGCUGGAGAUGGGCCAGAAUUCGGAGCUGGUGCUGGUGGAGGAGCGCAACGACUACGCCAUCAGGGUGGCCCCGGGUGCCUUUGCCCCCCACCAGGCCGGGGGUCUCGCCCACUUCUCCAAGAACCCGAUCCUGUUCGCCCUGCUGCCGCUUAUUUUCGUCAACAAGUGCGCUUUCGGCUGUAAGGUGGAGGUGGAGGUUCUACGGGGGCUCCUGAAGCGCCCGGUUCCUCUGCUCCUCGGGGUGCUGGGCCAGUUCCUCGUCAUGCCGCUGUACGGGUACGGGGCGGCCCGCCUCGCAUCACUGCCAAAGGCGCUGUCCCUGGGUCUGGUUAUCACCUGCUCGGCACCAGGCGGGGGCGGGGGCUACCUGUACAGCCUGCUGCUGGGCGGAGACGUCACCCUGGCCAUCUGCAUGACCCUGGUCUCCACAGUGGUCGCUACAGCAGCCAUGCCGCUCUCAUCCGCGCUUUACGGGCAUCUGCUGGGCGUCCACGCCACGCUGCGCGUGCCCUUCGUGAAGAUUCUGGGCACGCUGCUGUUCAUCGCCAUCCCCAUAUCGCUGGGCGUGCUGGUGAAGCUGCGGCUGCCCGGCCUGGCCCGGGUGCUCCUCGCCCUCAUCCGUCCCUUCAGCUUCGUGUUGAUCGUAGGUGGUAUCUUCAUGGCAUACCAGAUGGGCGCCUCCAUCCUGGCUGACGUGCGGCCCCGCGUGGUCCUGGUGGGCGCGGCGGCCCCCGUGCUGGGGCUGCUGCUCGGGCUGGGGCUGGCGUGGCUGGCCGGUCUGCCCGCGCCGCAGAGGAAGACUGUGGGCAUCGAGGUGGGCGUGCAGAACAGCCUGCUGGCACUCGCCGUCAUGCAGUUGUCGUUCCGCCGGGCCGAGGCCGACUUCGCCUCCCAGGCGCCCUUCAUUGUUGCCCUCAGCAGCACCUCCGAGAUGCUGCUGCUGGUGCUCGGUCACUUCGCCCACCGCCGCCUCUGCCAGUCGCCUGCUGUCUGCUCCGAGACCUGAGCUGUGCUAGGCCCCGCCAGCCUGGCAGUGGGACCUGGGAACAGAGUGUGUUUGUAUUUUGUCUGGAAAACCAAAGGCCUUUUUUAAGUUGCCCUGUUUUAUAAAGGAGAUUUUAUGGAUCCGGAUAUUUUUCUAACAGAUGGUGUUUUUUUGUAUUUGAGAUUCUGAUAUGCUUUCUUUGUAUCCUGUUUACAAAUGCGCAGUGUCUUUCCGGAUGUGUGUGUGUGUGUGUGUGUGUGUGUGUGUGUGUGUGUGUGUGUGUGUGUGUGUGUGUGUGUGUGUGUGUUGCGCGCGUGUGGUGGUCGUGCUCUGAGCUCUAAUGUGCUGUUGAUUGUUCCUGUUGGCUCUGAGGGGGUGUUCUAAUCCAUGUACUUGAAUCGUUUUGCGUAACAUUGGUGAAUAAAUGCAUUUUUGAAAAGCAGAA
Molecule: messenger RNA, 2173 nt
Organism: Astyanax mexicanus (Mexican tetra)
Lineage: Eukaryota; Metazoa; Chordata; Actinopteri; Characiformes; Acestrorhamphidae
Gene: slc10a3
Product: solute carrier family 10 member 3
Exons: 1
Coding region: 358-1749 (463 amino acids)
Biological process (GO): bile acid and bile salt transport
Cellular component (GO): membrane
Molecular function (GO): bile acid:sodium symporter activity
Source: RefSeq, a predicted model, not a curated record